GUGGUGUGGACCAGACCUGGUUUAAUCCCAAAGUACAUCCAUGUUCACCGAGAUGGACGACCUGCAAAUCUAUUUCAAAAUCCAUCUUAUUUUCUCCGAGCGAGACUGUUUGUGGAUGAACUGCAGAAUGGAAACGUCUCCAUGAAAAUCUUCAGAGUGAAAAUCUCUGAUGCAGGAAAAUACUUUUGCUUCCUUGAAUCAAUGUUGAAGGAAGCUUCCAUCCAACUCACUGUUGGUGUCGUCUCCACUCCCAUCAUAGAGGUUGUCUCCAAUAACAGUAGAAGAGUAGUUCUACAGUGUGAGUCUAAAGGCUGGUAUCCAGAGCCUGAGGUGGUCUGGCUGGACGGUGAGGGAAACCUCCUCUCUGCUGGACCUACAGAGACAGUCAGAGGUCCUGAUGACCUCUAUACUGUCAGCAGCAGAGUGACUGUGGAGAAGAGACACAGCAAAUACUUCAUCUGUAGAGUCCAACAGAAGGACAUCAACCAGACCAGAGAGACACACAUCUAUGUUCCAGAUGUUUCAUUCACAGUUCAGUCGUCUUCUGAUCGGAUUCGGAUCAUCAUCAUUCUUCCUGUUUGCAUUAUUGUGCUGUUCAUCAUUAUCACUCUGAUAAUAUGCACAAAGAGGAACCAGAAGAAUGAAACUGAACAGGAAGAGGAAGAAGGUCAACAGCAGGAUGUAAAAACUACAGAGUUUCUGACCCAAAUAAACACUGAAGACGAGAGACAGAAGACAUUUGAAAACACAGAGAGAUGCAGCGUUCAACGACGUCGACUAAAGCGUUCCUCUAGUGAUGGAGAACUAGGAGCUCGUAGAGAAUUAGAGUUGAGGAAAUCAUUGUGACACUGGAGCAUAUUCUCCAUCUUUUCUGCUCUACCCGGGCAGGCGGCUGUCAGAGCUCAGACGUAGAGCGGGUCGUCCACUAUUCAGAAGGUUGGAGAGAGAGAGAGAGAGAGAGAGAGAAUUACUGAAGGUGACAAAUCAAUAUCUUGUCAUACAUAUUGAGUACACACAGUUUCUGUUUGCCAGUAUUUUCUUGUUGUUGUUUAUCUCCUCAUUGUAUUAAUGAACAUUAUUAUUGACUGAAUGUAUUCUGAGAGAGACAUUGCAAAUUACACUGUCAUUAUGGUGAGAUACUAUAUAAUGACAUAUACUACAUAUUAUAUAUAGAAUAUAUAUAACUAUACUACUAAUAACAACUACUGAAAUAUUUGUUUACUAUAUUUUAUUGUUGUUGUUAUUCUGAUUGAUCUCAGUAUUGCUAGUUCCAUUAGUUUAGUCGUAUACUUUGUACAUCCGUUUAUACUUGAUUAAUAAAAUACUUAAUAACCUUUA
Messenger RNA from Dicentrarchus labrax (European seabass), 1338 nucleotides. Its product is annotated as butyrophilin subfamily 2 member A2-like. The coding region runs from base 142 to 846 and encodes 234 amino acids. The transcript is spliced from 5 exons. Lineage: Eukaryota; Metazoa; Chordata; Actinopteri; Moronidae. The record is from RefSeq and is a predicted model, not a curated record.